Messenger RNA from Glycine soja, 1886 nucleotides. Its product is annotated as triose phosphate/phosphate translocator, non-green plastid, chloroplastic-like. Gene Ontology annotation, cellular component: membrane; Golgi apparatus. The record is from RefSeq and is a predicted model, not a curated record. Gene Ontology annotation, molecular function: antiporter activity. Bases 328 to 1548 code for a protein of 406 amino acids. The transcript has 9 exons. Lineage: Eukaryota; Viridiplantae; Streptophyta; Magnoliopsida; Fabales; Fabaceae. Gene Ontology annotation, biological process: transmembrane transport.
GUAUCCAGAUUCAUUUUGUUUCUUUGCCUUCCUGUUUUUCUUGUACAUUAUUAAAUUAGUACAAUUUCAUUUUCAUGUGGGCGUGUAAAGUAUCUUCCAUUUGAAAACAACCCCCAUUCAUUCAUUCACUCACUCACCAACACCACCAAACAAAGCCUUGCUGGUGGCGGACACUCCGAGGGGCCUCUCUCUCCUCUCCCUCUCCACAAUAAAACCCAAAAAACUCACACAACCCGACCCACAACACAAGAGAAAAAGCGCACUGCUCGCUCGUGUUCUGUUUCUCUCUGUUUCUCCGUUCUCUGUUUUUUUUUCAGAUCUCGAAAAAUGCAGAGCGCGGCUUUCACUUUCUCUCCCUCUCUCCCUCUCCGCAACCCUUCCCCUAACUCUUGGAGGAGACCCUCUCUUUCUCUCCGUCUCCACGCCAAACACAGCAACAACAACAACAACAGUAACAGCACCGAAGGCGUUAACUCCAAUGGCGUCUCUUCCACUUCCUUCACUCGCCGAUCUUGGACUCUUCUUCCUUCUUCUUCUUUCAAAUUCAGGCCUCUUCCUUCUUCACCUCCUCGCGCCGCCGAAAACGCCGUUCCCGAAAGCGCAGCAGCACCCGUCGAAAACCCGCUCUUCAAAACUCUCGAACUCGGCGCCUUGUUUGGCUUAUGGUACCUCUUCAACAUCUACUUCAACAUCUACAACAAACAGGUGUUGAAGGCGUUUCAUUAUCCGGUAACUGUGACUGUUGUUCAGUUUGCCGUUGGGACUGUGCUAGUGGCAUUUAUGUGGGGUUUGAAUCUCUAUAAGAGGCCGAAACUCAGUGGUGCUAUGCUUGGAGCGAUUUUGCCGCUGGCUGCAGUGCAUACUUUGGGGAACCUUUUCACUAAUAUGAGUCUUGGGAAGGUGGCCGUGUCUUUCACUCACACUAUCAAAGCCAUGGAGCCUUUCUUUUCAGUCAUCCUUUCUGCCAUGUUCCUUGGAGAGUUUCCUACACCGUGGGUGGUUGGUUCCCUUGUGCCUAUUGUUGGUGGAGUUGCACUGGCGUCUGUUACCGAGGCCUCUUUCAAUUGGGCUGGAUUUUGGAGUGCAAUGGCAUCUAAUGUGACAAAUCAAUCUCGUAAUGUUCUUAGCAAAAAGGCCAUGGUUAAGAAAGAGGAUUCUAUGGACAACAUUACUCUCUUCUCUAUAAUAACUGUAAUGUCCUUCUUCUUGUUAGCACCUGUGGCUAUCUUCAUGGAGGGUGUCAAAUUUACCCCUGCUUACUUGCAAUCUGCUGGGGUGAAUGUUAGACAACUUUACAUCAGAUCUCUUCUUGCUGCUCUCUGUUUCCAUGCGUAUCAACAAGUUUCGUAUAUGAUAUUGCAAAGGGUAUCACCUGUUACCCACUCUGUGGGUAAUUGUGUGAAGCGGGUUGUGGUCAUUGUGAGCUCUGUCAUCUUCUUCCAAACUCCUGUCUCACCUGUGAAUGCUUUUGGGACUGCUAUAGCUCUUGCUGGAGUUUUCCUCUAUUCAAGGGUGAAGCGUAUUAAGGCAAAGCCAAAAACAGCUUAAUUUUCAAUGGUAAAAUUUUGUUAGUUCCAUUGAGGAAGCCAAAUAGUUGCAAUCUGCAAUUCUGAAUUUCUUUGUAGGUGAGAUAGGGAAUGAGGAUUAUCUUUAUUGAUCCUCAGUCCUCACAUUUCCUUUUUAUUUCUUCUCCUUAAGUACCUUGUGGAUUUCAUUAUUUAUGUUUGAGUAAGUGCCUAAUGGUUCUGCUCCAUGAAAAAAUUAUCCUCUUCUGAAUUUUGCUUAAAUAGGUGUGUUUUUAAUUAUCAUUUUCGUACAAGCAUAUAUGUAAUCAGCCAUAGAUUUUUUAAAUGAUGUGCAAGUUUUGGGCCAUCGUUAAUCUUUCA